AGUAGAUUGACCGGCACUGUUAUUGUCAUUUUGAUACUUUUACUACUGUCAGUAGUAUCAAUUUUUAUCAGUUAGUACCAAUCAAAUUGUACGGUUGAUAAAUAUGUCCAAAAAUGAUUAAAGAUCUUAUGUUAUUUUUUGCAAAUGUGAAAUGACAAUGUAGUAUGCAAUUGAUAAAUAGAAAAGAAAUUGGCGUAACAUGCCGAGAUUAUUUACAAAUGCAUCAGGAGCAUUAUUAUUUGCAACAGCGUACUUCAAAUACUUUUCCGAUUCCGGAAUACAUUAUGAAUGAGAAAAUUCAGGAUGACGAAUAUUCUUGUAGAAUUACUCUUCAAAUGACAGAUCAUAAAAGGAUUUUUUCACCUAGUAGUACCGAUGAAGAUCAAUGUAGCUCUGAUGUUGAUCAUAGUUUUGUAUUACCAAAAAACAAAGAAUCUGAUUCAUUCAAUCAUGGAAAUUUCAAAUCUAUUACAAAGCGCCGAGGUAAUUUACCUAAACAUUCAGUAAAAAUCUUAAAGCGAUGGCUUUACGAGCACAGAUAUAAUGCUUAUCCUAGUGAUUCGGAGAAACUCAUAUUAAGUCAAGAGGCUAACUUAACUAUUCUACAGGUUUGCAAUUGGUUUAUCAAUGCAAGACGGCGUAUUUUACCAGAGAUAAUUAGAAAAGAAGGAAAUGAUCCUCACAAAUAUACAUUAUCUCGUCGAAAUAAAAAAAUUUCGAACAUUUCUAAUGAAAACGGAGAAUUUAUUUCAAGAUCUUGUAGAACGUGGGAAUCUUCAAAUAGUGUAAUUUCUGUGAAAACUCCUGUUAAUCUCAGCACUCGAUAUGAAGAUUUUGAUUACAAGAAAUCGUCACUUGUGCUUAUACAAAAGUCUUUUGCUAGAGAACUAGAAAAGAAUGAACCAUAUAACAGUGACCUACCACGUGGUAUUUACAAUAUUCAAGAGCAAAAAGAAAUUAAAACCAUUGAUCAUGGAAAAUCUUCUACUUCCCUAGACAAUGAUAUAAAGAAAUUUGAAUGUCUACAUAUUUUAGUUGAAGCGGCGGUUGCAGUUAAAAAACAAGAAGAACAAUUAAAGCACGUUACUUCGUGAUGGCAUAAAAUCAUGUACAUGUAUUUUUUAGCGAGUUAUAGAAUUAGCUAAAUUUUAUUGAAUACUUUUUCAUUGCUAUUUUUCUAUGAUACUGAAAGUGGUUUUUAUUAUUUCAAAAUAUUUAAUCUUUAUAUUAUAUGAUAAAUAUUUAUCUCAUUUAUCGUCUAUCUUUUCAUAAUUAUGAUUAAAAAAAUGAAAGUGACAUAAGGAUAAAAUACUAGUUCAAAAAAUAAAAUCUAGUUAAAAGAUAAAACACUAAUUCAUAGUUUCAUAAAAUUUUAUAUUAUUUUAAAAUAUUAACAACAAAAUUUAACAUUCAUUAAUUCAACAUUUAUUUAAAAACCAAUACAGCAG
This is a messenger RNA of Phymastichus coffea, 1448 nucleotides long. RefSeq names its product homeobox protein 4-like. Gene Ontology annotation, biological process: regulation of transcription by RNA polymerase II. Gene Ontology annotation, molecular function: RNA polymerase II cis-regulatory region sequence-specific DNA binding; DNA-binding transcription factor activity, RNA polymerase II-specific. The record is from RefSeq and is a predicted model, not a curated record. The coding region runs from base 165 to 1094 and encodes 309 amino acids. The transcript is spliced from 5 exons. Lineage: Eukaryota; Metazoa; Arthropoda; Insecta; Hymenoptera; Eulophidae.